AUGCUGCCUGCACUCAUGAUCCAACCCUUCAGACGUGCUGCAGCAUGGGCUGCUUUUACACUCGCAAUCCUUUCAAAUGAAGCAGGUGCCACAAGCCUUCGACGGGAAGUGAAACGAGCUCCGGUCUGUGGGUUCGCCGAGAAGGAGCCACUCCUGUCCUGUGACAAGUUAGACAAGAUAGCUCCUGGCAGAUCCUGGAAUGUAAAUCAACACAAGGCUUGGGACCAUCUAUGUCAGGACAGCCGAACCUCACCUUACAUGGAGGUGUAUUUGGACCGACGGUUUCGGAAGAACUACCAGCAGGUUUACAAAGAGGAUGGUUGGACAGAUGCUGCCUGGGUGAAUUAUGUUGCAGUGAAGAAACCCGGAGGUGUGUUUGGCAAGCUUACUGAGAGAUUAGUGGAUUCUAUUCAUCGCUUUUCACAGCAUCCAAUUAUCGUUGUGAACUUUGGACAGCAGGCACCGGAGGAGCUCACCGCCGAGAAGUUUCCUCAUUUAGUGCUUCUGCAUGCACGUGGUUUCGAAGACGCUCUUCACAUUUCCUUUAAUUUCAACAAGCUCCGGGCUAUCCUGCUCGCUCAGGCCAAAGUUGGAGCAUCGCUUGAUUCGGAUAUGCUAUUGGUUGGCCCUCAAGCUGAUCAGCUUCUUCAGCGAACUGCAGAGGAGAUCACAGAGAAGUAUCCUUUUCCUAUGAUGCCAACGCAUUUCCUUGAUCGAGAUCCUCGUGAUCAGAAGUUCGGCAAGGGCAACUUCUUGUCGUUCACCUGCAAAAAUUGCCCGGCUGCAACGAUGCGCUGGGGGCAGGCUCAGCCAACUUGGACACAUUGGUCGUUCCCAUUUGUCAGUCGCUGGCUUGGAGCAAAGAUGAGAGGACAGCCUGAACAAGGGGUGCCGACGGAUGAUGUGGCCGAGGACGAGGAUCUUUUGAACGUGGCGUUGUGGAGAGAAGGGGCAACAAAGUCUUGGUGUGCUUUCCAGACAGGAGGCAUCAAUUUUCUGUGGGAGAAUCUGUACCCUCAGCAUCCUCCUGGUCCAUACCCAUACUAUGAGGAUCCUCGCUACUUCCCUGGAGGUGUUCCUGUAGCCUUCUACUUCGGACACGCAGAGAAGGAUCCAGCUCACAUCGACCGUGCGCUGAAGUUCUUAUCGGAUCCUGCCAAGAUGCCACCACCGCGACCAUUUUUUCACAAUAUGACCUUUUAUACAACCUUCGAUGAACUUCGACAGGCAUAUCCAGACCUGAGGUGCACACUCUAG
Messenger RNA from Durusdinium trenchii, 1257 nucleotides. The record is from the annotation of a GenBank genome assembly. NCBI's taxonomy places the organism in Eukaryota, Dinophyceae, Suessiales, Symbiodiniaceae.